Molecule: messenger RNA, 5667 nt
Organism: Mangifera indica (mango)
Lineage: Eukaryota; Viridiplantae; Streptophyta; Magnoliopsida; Sapindales; Anacardiaceae
Exons: 8
Coding region: 475-5583 (1702 amino acids)
Source: RefSeq, a predicted model, not a curated record
ACCUCUCUUCUUCCACUUCCCUCCUCUUUUUUCUCUUCCCAAAAUUAAAAAGAAAAAAAAAAAAAUCUUUAAAGGAAAUUCUGACAUCUGAUAUACUACUCUAAAUUUUUAAUUUGUUUUGUUAAUUCCCUUUUCAUGGAUUUUAAUUUUAUAUUUUUAGCUGUCAUUUUUGUUCUGAAUUAGCUCUAGUCAAGGAAAAAAUUUUCAUACUUCUUUUUUUUUAUAUUUUUUUUCUCACUUCUUUGGGUACUUGAAGCUUUUGAUUUUUGUCGAUACCCAGUUCGGUUUUGAUCAUUCUGAUCGUGUAUGAUCAGCAAAGGUUACAUUUUGAUGUGCAAAACAAAGGGAUUUUGGUUCUUUUAUUGUUGGAAAUUUAGGGUUUUUGAUUGAGAGUUUAAUGUAUCGAUUGUUGUAAACUAGUUUUUGAUUACUCUUUGAGGAGGAAAUUCCAGUGAUUUUUUUUGCAUUUUGUUGAUGGAGACCUGUGGAGGAGCAGUAGAUGAUCAAGGCUCAGGGUGGUUUGAAGUGAAAAAGAAACAUAGAGGUAGUUCAAAGUUUUCCCUACAAAGUUGGGUUGGGGGACUGUCAGGAAAAAGUGCUUCUAAUUUUCAGCGUAGUCAGGUGUCAGCAAAUGAAAGAAGUAGAAAUUUGGAUGGUAAGCGCAGAUCCGAACAGCCAAAGGCAGGAGGAAGUUUUGGUAUACAUGCCCAAGGUUGUAUGGAAAAUUCUACUGUCUUGUUAAAUGAAGAUAAACAGGGUACAAAUUACCUAGGUAACUGUGUUGAACAAGAUAGUGAGUGUUCUAAGUUGCCUCUAUUAUUAGACACAAAAUCUGAUGGUGGAAAUGGAGAUAUGGAGAAAAUUCUACCAAUGGAUAAGCUUGAUGUGGUUCAGAAAAUAAAAUGGGGUGAUCUAGAGGAUGAGGCUUUGUUACUGCAUUCUGGAAAAAGUGUUGGAACUGAAUAUAAGUUUGGUGAUAUAGGACCUGAUAAUUUGAUGGCUUGUAGAAAGCAUGAUAGUAAUCAUGAUUCAGUUUCAUGCAAUACUUCUUGUACAAACCUCCAAGAGAAAAAACUGACAGCGACACCAGUAAAUGUAGAUAGCCUUUUUGAUAAGAGGAAUUUGUUGACUUGUAAGGAUGAUAUAACUGAGGAUAACUAUAAAGUGACAAAUAAAACCUCUUCAGAAGAUGUAGGGGUAUUGAUUGCAGAAGAAAAAGCUACGGAUCCUUGUGAUGAUGCUUCAGAAACCAAGGUACUGCAUAGUGAAGUCACAGAACCUGUAAAUAAUGAUAGCAUAAGUUAUAGCAGUCCAUCCAAUGAAGACACCGGAACAGCAGUGCAGCUUCAGCAUCCUGUUGUUGUUUUUAAGGUUGGUGAGCCAAAAGCUUCUCAUGUAGCAGUUGUAAGUGAGGGUUCAAGUGCAGCAGUGACAACCCAAGUCACCGAGUCAGAUGCUCCCGAACAUAAUGGAUGUGAAAAUUCUGAAGAAUUAUCUUUGAAAGCUUCUGUUGUUGAAUGUUGCAGUUCUCCAAAUGCUACCUUAAAUGAUGAUGUGUCAAAGGCCCAGAGUAUGAAUCCGUUCAGUGAAGAUGAUUCAAGUGAAAGCAAAGAAAGGUUUAGGCAACGACUUUGGUGCUUUCUCUUUGAGAACCUGAAUAGGGCUGUGGAUGAACUUUACCUUCUUUGUGAACUAGAAUGUGAUUUAGAGCAGAUGAAAGAGGCUAUUCUUGUUCUUGAGGAGGCUGCAUCUGAUUUUAAAGAUCUGACUACAAGAGUCGAGGAGUUUGAGAAUGUGAAGAAGUCCUCUCCCCAUUCAAUUGAUGGAGCACCAAUCACUUUGAAGAGUGACCAUCGCAGGCCACAUGCACUAUCAUGGGAGGUUAGAAGAAUGACAAAUUCACCGCACAAAGCAGAGAUACUGUCAUCAUCUCUUGAGGCUUUUAAGAAAAUUCAACAGGAAAGAGCCAGCUUGCAUACUGUUAGUAAUGCAAAAUCCCUGGGGCUUGAGUGUUCAAAUUGCCAUUAUGUAUCUGACAAUAACUUGACAAAGUUAGCUGGGACAAGUGAUGUAAUACACAGUACUAAAGAUUCUGUGAUGAAUUCAAGAAAACAGACAGAACUAACACCUGGUAACUCUGGUGGAGAUAAGAGGAAUUCUGAGUUACGCAGGUCUAGCAGAGUAAACUUUCAAAAUGGUUGUGACCCUUCUCAGAAUCCAACUUCUUUGGAUCUUAAUUCAUGUAGGCAACCCAUGAAGGACACCUCUGCCACUACUGGUUCUGCAAAAAGUAAUAAGAGAGAACAUCCUGGAUCUGAAACUGAGAAGCUACUGCCUAAGAAGGAGAAAAUAUUGACCGAAAGUGUUGUUGAUAAAAGCCUCAAACCUACAGAUCACCUUAAGAGGCCAAUUCUGCUCACAGAAAAAGAAAAGAGAAAUGCUACUUCAUGGAAAUCUAUGGAUGCCUGGAAGGAGAAGAGGAAUUGGGAGGAUAUACUUUCUUCCCCUUUCCGUGUCUCUUCUCGCAUAUCACAUUCACCAGGCAUGAGCAUGAAAAGUGCCGAGCGUGCACGCAUUUUGCGUAAUAAGUUAAUGUCUCCUGAGAAGAAGAAGAAAACUGCCUUGGAUUUGAAAAAAGAAGCUGAAGAAAAGCAUGCACGAGCUAUGAGGAUCAGAAAUGAAUUGGAAAACGAAAGAGUUCAAAAACUACAGCGUACUUCAGAAAAGUUAAAUCGUGUAAAUGAAUGGCAGGCUGUUCGCAAUAUGAAGUUACGUGAAGGUAUGUAUGCUCGCCACCAGCGCAGUGAGUUAAGACAUGAAGCUUUUCUAGCACAGGUUGUGAGGAGAGCUGGUGAUGAAAGCAGUAAAGUUAAUGAGGUUCGUUUCAUUACUUCCUUAAAUGAAGAAAAUAAAAAACUUAUGUUGCGUCAGAAACUUCAUGAUUCAGAAUUGAGGAGAGCUGAAAAACUUCAAGUGUUAAGAACCAAACAAAAAGAGGAUAUUGCUAGAGAGGAAGCUGUUCUAGAACGUAGAAAACUCAUUGAAGCUGAAAAGUUGCAGCGUCUUGCUGAGAUUCAGCGGAAAAAGGAAGAGGCUCAAGUUAGAAGGGAAGAGGAAAGGAAAGCAUCCAGUGCAGCUCGUGAGGCAAAGGCCAUUGAACAGCUCCGUAGAAAGGAAGAAAGAGCCAAGGCCCAACAAGAGGAAGCUGAACUUCUGGCUCAGAAAUUAGCUGAGAAACUCAGUGAAAGUGAACAACGUCGCAAGUUUUAUCUGGAGCAGAUACGAGAAAGGGCUUCAAUGGAUUUCAGGGAUCAGUCUUCUCCUUUACUUCGCAGAUCUAUUAAUAAGGAAGGUCAAGGAAGAUCUACUCCAAUAAACGAUGGUGAUGAUUGUCAAGCAAACAUUGUUACUGGUUCAGGCUGUUCUUGUCUUGCAACAGGAAAUGUUGCAUUGCAACAUUCGCUGAAGCGGAGGAUUAAAAGAAUUCGACAAAAACUUAUGGCUCUGAAAUAUGAAUUUCCUGAGCCACCGGUUGUUUGUGAAAAUGCUGGAAUUGGAUAUAGAACAGCAGUGGCGACCGCAAGGGCAAAGAUUGGGAGGUGGCUUCAAGAACUUCAGAAACUCCGUCAAGCAAGAAAAGGAGCAGGAAGUAUAGGUUUAAUAACUGCUGAAAUGAUUAAGUUCCUGGAGGGAAAAGACCCUGAGCUACAGGCUUCACGCCAAGCUGGUCUGCUUGAUUUUAUUGCUUCUGCCCUGCCCGCUUCUCAUACAUCAAAGCCUGAAGCUUGCCAGGUGACAAUACACCUUUUGAAACUUUUGAGGGUUGUACUAUCUGUGCCAUUGAACAGAAGUUAUUUUCUUGCCCAAAAUCUCUUGCCCCCAAUCAUCCCUAUGCUGUCAGCAGCACUUGAGAACUAUAUAAAGAUUGCUGCAUCUUUAAAUGUCCCUGGCAACACCAACUUACUGUCCAGCAAAGUAUCAGUUGAAAAUUUUGAAUCUGUAUCUGAAAUACUGGAUGGUUUUUUGUGGACUGUUGCUAUGAUUCUUGGUCAUAUCAGCUCUGAUGAAAGACAACUCCAAAUGCAUGAUGGGUUGCUAGAGCUAUUGGUUUCAUACCAAGUUAUCCACCGUCUAAGAGAUCUUUUUGCACUCUAUGAUAGGCCUCAGGUCGAAGGCUCACCCUUUCCUUCCUCUAUUCUCUUAAGUAUAUCUCUGUUGGUGGUCUUAACAUCCGGCCCUGGAAGUACUAGUUCCAUCGACUGGGAAUCUUCUCAUAUUGAAACUGUACUGGAAAAUGAAAGUCAAGAAAUGAAACCCACUGUCUCUCUUGAUUCUGGACAUGCUUUUGUAAAUAACACCUGUGGAGAUAGUACACGCCUGUCAUCUGUUCAAAAUGGUAGCCUGAUUGUAUGUCUUGCAGAUUUACCGGAGGGUGGCCUGUUAGAUGAAUCGUCUAAAGUAAAUAAAAAUGAAUCAGGUUCUGUUGGCGGAGAUGAAAAAAAGAAGAUGAAUGGUGGUUCGGUUCAGUUUAAUAAUGCUAACAGGGAAAAGGCAGAAUUUCAAGAUGAAUCACAGAAAGUUCUAACUGAGAAGGAUGAGAAGAACUUGGUGGAUAUUGUUGCAGUGCAAAAGAAAGAAAAUAUGUUUGGCUUGAAACAACCAAUGGCUUUUCUUCUUUCUGCCAUAUCUGAAACUGGAUUAGUCAGCCUUCCUUCUUUGUUGACAUCUGUGCUACUUCAGGCUAACAAUAGGUUGUCUUCUGAACAGGCAUCAUAUGUGCUUCCAACCAAUUUUGAGGAGGUGGCAACUGGAGUACUGAAGGUUCUGAACAAUUUGGCUCUUUUGGAUAUUACAUUUUUGCAGAAAAUGCUAGCUAGGCCGGACCUGAAAAUGGAGUUUUUCCAUUUAAUGAGUUUCCUUCUCUCUCAUUGCACUAGCAAAUGGAAGGUGGCUAAUGAUCGGGUCGGUUUGCUUUUGCAUGAGUCUCUUUUGCUUCUUGGUUAUUUUGCAUUGUUUCACUCCGGGAACCAAGCUGUUCUCAGGUGGGGAAAAAGUCCCACUAUACUUCACAAGGUAUGCGAUUUACCCUUCGUGUUCUUCAGUGAUCCUGAGUUGAUGCCCACCUUGGCCAGCACGCUGGUUGCUGCCUGUUACGGUUGUGAGCAGAACAAGGGUGUGGUUCAGCAGGAACUUUGUGUAGACAUGCUACUUUCCUUGUUAAAAUCCUGCAGAAAUAUUUCUCGCCCGGUACUAGAUGAAUCCAGUGAGUCUAAUCAACAGGGUUCUUCCGAACAUAGAAAAUCUCAGGGAGACGGUCCUCUGAAAUCCAGCCGUUACAGUGCCAGAAGUGCGCGACUUUCACUGGGAAAGGGCGGUGCUCUAGGAAACAGCACGAGAGUUGGCAAGGUGAGAAACCAGAAAGACAGCAAAGCAACAAAAACUUGUGAAGAUUCGGCCAUGAGGCACAGUGCACUGGCAAUGGACACUUCCUUGACGUUGCACCAUAGAUUCCCUAGUAGCUUUAUUGAUAGAGCGGAGCUGUUUUUUUCGGCGGAGGUCACUAAUGUGAGUGAGGAAGUAUGAGGGUACGCUGGCAUAUCUCAUUUUGACACUACUGAUGUUUACUGGUUUUUUAACUUUUAUAACAACAUAUUGAUACUAACAGAA